CAGCUUUUUCGGGUUCGGCCAUGAUGCGUUGGGAAAGUUGACAACUCUUAUUUUCCUUUGUCCACGCAAUCUUUUCCUGAGAUUUUUCGACAUCAUUUGACUGUGAAGUGGCAAUCCAUGGCUCAUAGAUGUCCACCCGGUGGAAGCGAACGGGGCUCAGACGACUCGCAACAACCGCGUCAAGAGCCAUCACCGAACUAUCAGCUUGUUCAGAAUCCUACACUCGCGGCAGCGCCUCUUUCUACGCUUCCAUCCCGUCCGAUAGCGAUAGUGCGAAGGGAGGGAACAAACAGCUAUAGUACAGAUGACGAUGAUGACGAGUAUUUUCCAACAAUUGACGCGGACGGGGACGUAGACGCUAUAGGCUUUUCGCCAGAGAAUACCGGGGCACGAUCCUUGCCGUUACGAUUUCUGCGAGCACCGCACUUGGGGUCGGUGCCAAUGAAUUUUGAUUCUCUUGCUGAGCAAAGCAUGUUGCCUCCACCUAUGUCUGCUGUUUAUGAACGAGACGUCGAAGGGAGCCUGAAGACUAGUCUGGAUGAGAACAAGCCUAGUGAAACAUCAUACGGGUCCCUUCGAGACUCUCACGCACAAAGGCGUUUUUUUGACGGGCCGGCGAGCUAUCGCGACAAGCGAACGGGAAGCAUUCGAAACAUUGAUCGACGUGUCAAAUUUCAUACCAAUACUGUUGGGUCGAUGCCAUCCCCGACUGUUAAUAUUAGUGAGCGAAUGCGGCAAAGAAGCCAAGACCAGAAACAGAAGUUGACGAAUCAAAAAUUGGAGAAGCAGCACGACACCACUACUUCAUCUCUCUCUGCUAUGAUUGAAGCAUCGACUUUGAAUGGCCCUGGCUCGGAACCAACCUUGGAGCAUGAUGCGCCAUUCAACGCGCGAGCGGUAGCUUUCAGCGAUGAGGAUUCGUUCCGACCUAUCCCAACGGAAAUGCUGUCGGCUUCACACACCGCUUUCGAGAUCCUACUAAACACUCCAAUUUUGAAAGAACGUAGAGUUGAACAAGAUACAGAGUCUGGUUCACAGAGAGAACUACCGCGUGAUGCCGACGGGAACAACGCUCUCUUAUCUCGGUCGAUUUCAGACCCAACACCAAUUCUACAUUCACAGAGGGACGGGGCAUCAUUGCACUCAAGUUAUGUGCUCGCAUCGAUGCCUCCACAGACAGUUGCGCCAUUUGCAGGCUCUGCCUCCACAGUCAUGGAGCCUUCGGUCUACAGUACAAACAAUUCGUCAAUUACGGAUGCACUCUUGGAGUUUUCUUCGGAUGAUACAUAUUCUCGACCGACAUCGUUUGCUUCUACUCAAGCCGGAAACUCAAAUGUUGCUCUCAAUUUAACGGAUAUUCCUCCAGAAUAUGCUGCUGACAGUGAAUACAAUCCCGAUACUGAAGGAGCUUUUGAUAUGGAUUUUGAGUAG
Messenger RNA from Phaeodactylum tricornutum CCAP 1055/1, 1431 nucleotides. RefSeq lists its product with no specific name. NCBI's taxonomy places the organism in Eukaryota, Bacillariophyta, Bacillariophyceae, Surirellales, Neidiaceae. The transcript has a single exon. The record is from RefSeq and is a predicted model, not a curated record. The coding region runs from base 118 to 1431 and encodes 437 amino acids.